Puntigrus tetrazona (Sumatra barb) is the source of this 5335-nucleotide messenger RNA. RefSeq names its product MICAL-like 1a (gene micall1a). The coding region runs from base 411 to 3008 and encodes 865 amino acids. The record is from RefSeq and is a predicted model, not a curated record. Gene Ontology annotation, molecular function: protein binding. NCBI's taxonomy places the organism in Eukaryota, Metazoa, Chordata, Actinopteri, Cypriniformes, Cyprinidae. The transcript has 16 exons.
GGUUGGACGCGUCUAGACACCAAAUUCGUCAGUACACGCUACGCCUAAAAGAAUAUUAAACUGUCAGGCCUGUUAUAUCCCGCGUUUGACUGUGUAUCGAGUUUGAAGUUGAGCACCGCGAAUAGGAGUAUCAUCGAUGUCUUAUUAUAAAAGACGGACGUUAGAACUUGUAACUGCAGUUGGAGUUUGACUCCAUUCGUGUGUGCUGAUUUUUUUCUUCAGAGUAACAUUACGGCCAAAUCCGUACCGCUUACUUUGAUCGAAUGGGAUCGUCUAGAAUUCCGACAGCAGGAUCUAACUGUACUAACUGUACCGGACACAGGCAUGUGGAAAAGAGUCUUUCGUGAACUCUUGGGUCUUCAUGUGUCUUUCAGGAGCAGACUUUAGGUGCGGAUUUUGGAAUAUCGACCAUGGGCUCCCUAAAAGCUUUGCAGGACUGGUGCAGGAUCCAGUGUGAAGGUUACAGUAAUGUGGACAUUACAAACAUGUCUUCAUCCUUCAGAGAUGGACUGGCCUUCUGCGCUAUCAUCCACAGACACAGACCUGAUCUCAUAGAUUUUGACUCGCUCUCGAAAGAAAAUGUAUUUGAGAACAACCGUCUGGCAUUUGAGGUUGCUGAGAGUGAGUUGGGUAUUCCAGCCCUGCUGGAUCCAGAAGACAUGGUGUCCAUGAGUGUGCCUGACAGAUUGAGCAUCAUCACCUAUGUAUCUCAGUAUUGCAACUUCUUCACUAACAAAUCUCACUCUGUCUCCUCAACCAUAAAGAGCCCUGGUGUUCCUGGUCACAUCAAACCAGCCAUAAAGAGACCGUUUUCUCCUCCAGAGGGCCGGGAUGCUCAGACUGAGUCUGGUGCAGAUAACCAACCAAAACGCAGUACUCUGAGCAGCACUUGUUCAGUCUGUGGAAAGCAUGUUCACUUGGUUCAGAGAAUCCUCGUUGAUGGCAAACUUUAUCAUCGAAACUGCUUCAGAUGUAGGGAAUGCAGCAGAACUUUACUGCCUGGAUCUUACAAGUUCACAGAAGAUCCUGGAUCAUUAGUUUGCACACACCACUUCACCAGAUCUGCCUCAGAUGCCAGUCAGAAUGGCCAUUCAGAUACGAGUAAUAAACUAGCCAAGCUAACCUCAACGAGCUCAAAAGACCCAAACAAUAGGAGUUUAGAAUCGAAGGCAUCACUCAGCAAUGCUGAUACCACCCCGGAGAGAGACGAAGAGGAAAUAACUGAAAUAGAAGAAGCAUUAAGCAAGCAGCCAGACAGCAGAUCAGAGGUGGAGACGGAACAUGGAGGCCCUUGUUCUUCUAGUCCACCAAAUCCCUUUGAUGAAUCUGAAGAGGAGGAUCAGGACGCACAACAAGAGGACCACAAGCCAGCUGAUGGGGCCAAUGAUGAUGAGCCAACAACGUCAGUGAAGAUGACUGCAGCAGAGGGUCGACCAGUUCCAGCACCUAGACGGGUAUUUGAGCCCACCCCUGCUCCCCGCCCUGUGCCCAGACCUCGCCCACCCAGACCCUCUGAAAGCCCCACUGUCAACGGAGAUCCUGACACUCAAAUUCCUCAAGUUCCCGUGCCAAGAGAAAGAUUGCACUCACCUGCCCGUUCUAGCAAGGCCAAUGACACUCCUAAACCAAAAGACCCACCCUGGCUGGCUCUUGUCCAAUCAGAAACCAAGAAGAAACCAGCACCUCGCCCACCCACAGGUAUAGCUCAAAAACAAGAGGAAUCAAGACCAUCCUCUCCUCCAAAUCCAUUUGACGAUGAGGAAGAGGAGCCAGAAACGGCUCCUGAAGAUCCCCCUGGUCCUGUGGUGGCUAGUCACCCUUGGUAUGGGAUUACCCAUGCUGCUGAAAUCACUGCUGGGGACACAAGACGUCAAAGUCCUGCCCCUUCUGAGAGUCCUGUAAGUGUCCGAAGGAAGAAGCGACCAGCACCCAAAGUUCCGAAUUCUUCUGCGUCAGCUUUUCCUUCUUCUCAGACUUCCUCUCCUGCUUCUUCUUUAGCUCUGAGCACAGAGAGCCUGUCCUCCUCUUCCUCAGACCACAGUGCAGUCCCCCAACAACCUGCUGCUAAUGAACAGGACCAUUUGUUCACCAAGAGUGUGUCUGAGCCAUCAAUCAAUGCUCCUGCUUCCGCUCUGUCCCAAAAAACUAAGCUUCAACCUCACUGUUCUCCAAACCUGCCUCCGCCUCCACCACCUCCUACCAAUACCAACUCGGCACCAGCUACUCCACAAACCAAUCGCAGUGUGAGGCCACUACUGUUCCCCUCUUCACAGACACCCAGCACUCCAGGCAAGCGUACUUGUAAAGAGAAUCCAUUUAAUCGGAAGACAGCCGCCUCUGUCAGCUCCUCUGUAUCCCGACCCCCAAAAGGGCCCCGUCCUGCACGACCUCCUGCUCCUGGACAUGGAUUUCCUCUCAUUAAGCGAAAAGUACAGUCAGACCAGUAUAUCCCAGUUGAAGACAUCCAUGUAGAGAUGAGUGAUCUGGAGAAACGGUUGGAUGAAUUGGAGCACAGAGGGGUGGAUCUGGAGAAGAGCUUACGAGAAUGUUCAAAUGAUGAUGAAGAAGAACAUCUACUUGUUGACUGGUUCACGCUGAUUCACGAGAAGCACUUACUGGUACGGAGAGAGGCUGAACUGGUCUACACAGCCAAGCAGCAGAACCUGGAGGAGAGGCAGGCCGAUGUGGAAUAUGAGCUUAGAUGUUUACUUAACAAGCCAGAGAAAGAAUGGACAGCUGAAGACAAAGACAGAGAAAAGCAAUUGAUGGCAGAACUUGUGACGAUAAUUGAGCAGAGGAACCAGAUUAUUAACAGCAUAGAUCUGGACAGACAGAGGGAGGAGGAGGAAGACAAACUAGUAGCUGCUAUGCUAAAGAAAAAAGAGUUUCAUGGACAGGGCGAGCAGAAGAAAAGAACUGGGAAGUUCAAGCCAAUGAAGGUUUUGAAGAGACUGAGCACCAAGAAUGAAGGAGUAAAAGACAACAGUCCCCGGAAAGAGAACAGCUGAACAGUAGACUUACUGAAGAAAAAAGAUAUACUAAAUAGAUUUACUAAUUGUUUUUUAAAGUCUAAUUAGCGCUUAUAAAUUGCUAUAAAAUUUAAGUUAAAUUUACCUUUGAAAUGUACAAAUUGAGUUCAUUUGCCUUUGAGGUAGUAGCAGCUAAACUGAUAUAAUGCACUACUGCAGUACAUAAAAGUAACAAGUAACACGGUCUUGGUCAGAUAACAAUUUUUAAUAAAAAAAAAAACCUUACUUUAAUCUCUACAUUCUGAAAAGAAAACUGAUACUGAAUGUGAUUAAGACAUGACAUUGACGUCAAAUUUUAAAGCAUACCUUUCUUUUAAACGUAUUGUUAGUCACAGGAAGAGCUCAACAGGAAGGCCAGAUGGUAUUACAUUUAUUUUUUCUCAGACUUAAUUUAAUCUAGUUCUCAGAGUGAAUAAAUGGCACGGAGGCACUGCUACACUGUGUUUCGUUCUGAAACACUUUCAGGCCACAUUGAGCCCUUUAAUUAUAUUAAAGAAGCAUUGUUGAGAUGAAGGCAGAAAUGAAUUACCAAUCUUGCAGUCUGGAAUAUUGCUAAGAUCGUGAAAAACUUUUCCAUCUUAUGAAUGCUUUGUUUUUUUUGAGUAAGAGGAAUUUUUAUUUUUUUUUGUCAGGGUUUGGUUGCACCAGCCGUGCUUAAUUAAAAAAAGAAGCCGUUAUGGCGUUGAGUUACAGUUUACGCAGUAUUAAAUAUUUGAGUAUUGCACCAUUAAACUAGAUAACUGUACAUGGGUAGGUGUUAUGUGUGCUAUGGUGAAAUAAAAAUACAUUUAAAAAAAAAAAACAUUGCAGAAAAGACUGUUGGAAUGUUUAGUUUUUUCACAUUUUUUCUGUCACACCAUAGGACACAAUUUUUUAUUUGUCGGCUUCCCACAUAUAGAUACAUACAAAAUAUACACUAAACAAUGAUGGACAUAGCAGAUUUUAAAUUGCAUUAUUAAGCUCAUGUUUUACUUCACAGUACUUUAGUUGUUUGUUUACAUUAAAAAAGUUGUGAUUAACAGAUCUAGACAGCUUGUGUGUAUCGCUCUGUGCCAAAUGACCCCCAGCCAUAUUUAUUAGUCCUUAUUUUGUCAUUUACAGUGUUACUUGCAACGUUUUUACAGAAUAGUUUUACAGAAUCAACCGUAACAUGAUAAACUGAAGUGUCUGCAGAUAGCCUUGUGUGCAGCUCACCGACAUAUAGUGCCACUGAGGACCCCGCUUUACUUUCUGUCAAACACUGCAAAAACUAACCUUAAAAGAAAGAGGAUGAGCUGAAAAUCACACUUCUGCUCAUGGAUUUGAAAGCAGAUGUCAGAUCAUUUAAAUAGUAAAUGAUUCAAAAAGGCUACGCAGUGUUUACCUUACUGUCUUCUGCUUUCAGAAGCAAAUUACAAAGAGAGCGUGGACUUUAUGUUCCAGUUUAAACAAGAAACAGCUGGUGCGACCCUACCCAAGACAACAUUUUAAUACAUUCAUUUUAAUAUUGCUUGUGGCAUUGUUUCAACAAUCAUUUGCAACAUUCCAACAUUUUUUUUUUUUUUGCAUACAUUUUUGGCAGGUAUCAUGUAUUGAAUACGGGGAAAGUGAAUUUAUUAUUAAUAUUUGGUAGAUGUAUAAAAAGCUAACUUUGAAAAUAUUGCUAAAUGAUAUUGUUACGACCUUAUGAUCAGAAAUGCAUUAGUUAGCAUAGCAGAACUUCAUACUACUGAAAGGUGAAGUUUAAGAAACCAUCAACUUGAACUUUGAAUUUACUAUAGACUGACAGUUUGAGGACUGGAGGACAGAUUAACAUUAAAAUAAGAGAUAACAAGUCUAGACCCCUUUUAAUAGAAGAACAAAAAAUACUAUACUCAACUAUAACUCGAAUCAAACACACAAAAUGUUAUCUGCAAGGUUUGUAAUGUUGAGCAAUAAUAGAUGUUCCUCACACUUUAAAAGUCCCUGAAAGAAGAUAAUGCAAUAUUAAAUUUUAACUUCAAAACGCUUUGUCACUGUAGAAUGUUACGUUGUGUGUCGGGCCUUAAUUUCUGUAAACCCAAGCAGGAGUGUAUUUCUGAAGGAGUGCCUUUAAUCUGUUUAAUUUAUGCGUAUGUCGUAGCAUUGGCUGUUGAGUGUCUUUGACGAUUUUGUUGACGUUUCAGUUUUGUGCGUCUGGGUGUUUACUUGUAUUUAUCAUGAUUCAGUAUUAUGCUUGUUCUGUGUUUGUGUGCCUGAUCAACUCCAAGGGCUUUCUGUUUUCUCUAAAACAGUCUGUGCUUUUAGGAUGGAGGACAUUAAAAAUAAAGCCACUUAAUAAAAGAAAA